UUAACUGCCUGCCGCUUGCUGCUUCGGGAACGCGCCCCGCCAACACGCUUGUUGCCCUCACCCCCUCCGAGCAACGUAGCACAAUACAUUAAAUCUACUCUCUCUCUAUUCGGUGCUCCUCGCGGCGGGCGAAUGGCCACUAGUGACCCGGUUUGGAACGACUUCGAUACUGUCAGACAUAGUAUCUCUCGCAAUACUGUGGACAGAUUAAAGCAAAUUUUGGUUGGCCUAAACGAGACAUGUUCCACACACCUCUCGAAGGCUGGAAACAAACAAGCCAUAAUAGACCGUAUAACAGCGACUUUAGAUAGCUUUAAAGUGGCAAGGGCUACGGACAAAUGGAUUAAAGCGAGAUCUAUCGUUCAAAGUGUUCGAUUUGCUGGACCAUCUCCCAGCUAUCUGACGUCUACUUCAUCCCCAAAUGUUACUUUAUCUGCCCUUCAGACACCAACUUUCACCUCCGCAAACACCACCAUCAAGGCCCCUAGCUUUAACUCUGCUGGGCUAACAUCGUCCUCGAUUGGCCGCUAUGAUCCCUACGCCCCCCCUCGCAAGCCUGCGGUACCCACAACACCCUCUACCAGCACCGCAACUACCUCGAAACCAGUCGUUCGUUUCAAGGAAUCACCUUUCUACCAUGUAAACCAAACGAUUUCCAGUAUUAUAGAAUGUCCAGAAUCCUCGAGCGCCACAGAUCGUCGUUCGCAGGUGUUUAACUUUACUCUGACCAAUGAGCAACUCGCCAAACUCAAAUCCAAUAGCCCGAAGUACCAAGUACGGCUUUUCUGCACUUCGUCAAGUUUUUACUCGCCGAAUACAACGUCUUUUCGAGCAACGCCUUGCCUCGUGGAAUUUCCUCCGACAUGUGAAGUCCGAGUAAACAGUGUGCAAAUCACUGCAAACCUCAAAGGGCUCAAGAAGAAACCUGGCACUGCUCCCCCACCAGACCUGGGCAAGCAUAUAAAGCUCAGUACCGCUGCAAAUCGGGUCGAGAUGAUUUACGUCAACAGUCAACAACCAGUAGUCCACAAGAAAUUCUACCUGAUAGUGCAACUUGUUGAGGUUGUUGCUGUCGAAACUCUGGUUCAAGAUUUGAUUCAGAAAGGGUACAAGAGUAGCCACGAGAUUCGCAGCGAGAUGGUGGCCGCUAUGUCAGAAGACGAUGACAUCGUCGCUGGAUCGCAAAAGAUGUCUCUCAAAUGCCCGCUGAGUUAUAUCCGGGUGAACACUCCCUGUCGCUCAAGGAAGUGUCCACAUUCCCAAUGUUUUGACGCGACAUCAUGGUUUUCUGUCAUGGAACAAACAACAACUUGGCUUUGCCCGGUUUGUGAGCGAAUCCUUGAAACAACAGACCUGAUCAUCGACGGGUAUUUUGACGAAAUUCUCAAAUCAAGUCCUGAUAGUGUCGAGGAUGUCGUUGUGGAGGCAGACGGCGAAUGGCAUACUUCAGACAAUAAGUAUGGGUCGAAAGUGUGGAAAGCCAGCCAUGCCCCCGUUGCGAAACAACAAUCUACGCCUAAACCUCUCCUGAAGAGCGCCUCAAAGCCGGAUCCCAAUGGCAAACGCAAAGCUAUGGAAAUAGUGAUAUUGGAUUCUGAUGACGAAGAUGAAGGUCGGGUCAAGCGUGAACUUUCGCCUUCUUUCGCCAGCUCAUCAUCUGGGAACCGCUCAUUUGAAAAUAUUCCUCGCACAUCCACAAGCCGCUCACAACCAGAGGUCAUUGAUCUUACAAUAGACUCAGACGACGAAUCACCCCCACCGCCGCUACCACAACCUCAAAGUAAAAGGACCGCGUCGGAAGCUGGAAUUUCAGCCUCCCCUACUGAAGCUAUAUGGAAAAAGGGAAGACUGGAAUCCAUACGAUCACCACCAGCGGAUUUUCCACGCGCUGCUGGUGUUGUCCCGCUUGUUGCUUCGAGGACUUUACCUCCACCCCCUGCUGGGUUUACAUCCGUACCUUCAGUCUUCAAUAUUAAUCGAGGAACGAUACCUACAAAUAGUUACCGUUGGUCGUAG
Molecule: messenger RNA, 2016 nt
Organism: Mycena indigotica
Lineage: Eukaryota; Fungi; Basidiomycota; Agaricomycetes; Agaricales; Mycenaceae
Product: MIZ zinc finger protein
Exons: 11
Coding region: 133-2016 (627 amino acids)
Biological process (GO): protein sumoylation
Molecular function (GO): zinc ion binding; SUMO ligase activity
Source: RefSeq, a predicted model, not a curated record